This is a messenger RNA of Mytilinidion resinicola, 2105 nucleotides long. RefSeq lists its product as uncharacterized. Lineage: Eukaryota; Fungi; Ascomycota; Dothideomycetes; Mytilinidiales; Mytilinidiaceae. Gene Ontology annotation, molecular function: FAD binding. The record is from RefSeq and is a predicted model, not a curated record. The coding region runs from base 169 to 2001 and encodes 610 amino acids. The transcript has 4 exons.
GUGAGCGCUUUCGGUAGCUCGGAGCAGAACUUCCACGCGCGACGCGUUUCCUCAGGCGAGAUACUUUAUCUAAGUCCCGCAUCUCCUACGAUAUUCUAUCCAACUACUCCUUUUCUCUCGAAGUCGACGCUGUAGUUCUAGCAAGAUCAUCUCGCCUCUUCCUUCAAGAUGUCCAAGAUCCAAGAAGUCCCUGUGAUCAUCAUCGGCGGGGGCGGCUGCGGCCUGACGCUCUCCUCUCUUCUCUCUGACUAUCAUGUCGAGCAUCUGCUCUUCGAGCGCCACGAUGCUACUUCCCGUCUUCCGAAAGCGCACUAUCUGAACCAGCGCUCUAUGGAGGUCCUGCGCCAACACCACAUGGAGUCCGAGAUCUUGGAGAAGGGCUCCCCGCUGUGGAACAUGAGCCAGGUGGCGUGGCAGUCCAGUUUGGGAGGGGACGGUCCGCUGGAUCGGAAGGUGAUCCACAAGUUUACCAGUUUUGGGGGGGACGAUGGGUCAGCGAAGGCGGAGAGCUAUAGACGUGAUGCCCCCCUCCGCUCUUGCAACCUGCCUCAAAUUCGCCUAGAGCCUCUACUCAAGAAGAUCGCGGAAUCGCGCAACCCGGGAAACGUGCGCUUCAGCCACAACGUUGUUGACUUCGUCGACGAGGGCGACUCCGUGCUUGUGACUGUGGAAGCCAAUGGACAGCAGACCCAGUACCGGGCCCAGUUCCUCGUCGGCGCGGAUGGUGGGAAGUUGGUUAAUGAGAAGAUUGGCGCGGUGCUCGAGGGACCAUCCGGGAUUGCGGAUAUGGUCUCGACCCAUUUCAGCGCCGACUUGUCGGAGUACUGGGAUGACCGCUACUUCGCGUGCCACUUCAUCAAUGGAUCCGGUGGGACCGUGCUGGAGAGCGGCGCUAUGGUGCCUAUGGGCCCGACGUGGGGCAGGCAUUCGGAGCAGUGGUCUGUCCAUUUUGGGUUCAGUAUGGACGACGAGAAGCGACAUGAGGAGGAGGCGAUCGUGCCGCGGAUUCGGGAGCUGCUCAAGCUUCCGGAUCUGAAGAUGGACGUGCAUAAGAUUAGCCAUUGGAAUUUGGAGCGGGUGCUGGCGAGUAAGUUUCAGAAAGGACGGGUGUUUAUCGCUGGGGAUGCGGCCCAUCGUCAUCCGCCUACGACUGGGUUGGGGUUGAACACGGCGAUUGAAGAUGCGAAUAACCUCGCAUGGAAACUGACCGCCGUGACGAAAGGGCUUGCCGACAAGAGCUUGCUGGAUACGUACGAGACGGAGCGGCGAUACGCAGGAAAACGAAACUGCGACUGGGGGCUCUUCACCUUCGCAAACACGGUCGUGAUCAACGCAGCUGUUGGUCUUAUCAAAGGCCAGCCCGAAGCCAAUAAGCUGCGAUUCCAAGCUCUUUGGGAAGACUCCGAGUCGGGACGAACCUUCCGAGCACAGGUGCAACGAAUCAUCGAUUCGCAGGUCGUAGAGUUCAGCGCUCACGAUCUGGAGCUUGGCUUCAGAUAUCCUUCCGGGGCAAUCAUUCCAGACGGAGUUGAUGCACCACCAGUUGACCCGCUCGGUCAGAUCUACACUGCAAAUACUGGACCCGGUAAUCGGCUUCCUCACGUUUGGCUGAAUGAUGGCAAGAAGGUGAUAUCGACACAUGACUUGAUUGCCUCAGACUCGACUUUCCUCAUAAUUACCGACGAAAGCGGAGCAGCGUGGCUGGAGGCGGCAAAGAAGGUCGCGAAAUCGAACAAUAUCAAGAUCUCCACGGCUGUCAUCAGCAGCUCCAAUCGUAACGGUACGUUCAGAGACCGAGAAGAGAGAUGGGAGAAAUUGAAGGGUAUUAAGGAAGGAGGAGCCAUCUUGGUGCGGCCGGACAACUUCGUUGCCGCAAGGUGGCAGAAACCUAGCAAAGAAGCCGAAAAAGAGGUCGCAGGAGCGGUCGCUACGUUGCUGGGUAAAUCGAGCGAAGAACUGGGAAGGAUUGACUCCCAUUCUGGCACCAAUGGUGUUCAUUAGAAUAGCUUGUAAAUGUCGAGAUAUCAUGGCGUUUAAUGCCACGUCGGAAUGGUGCAUGAAACAGCAUCCGCCUUUUUCGUUGCUAUGUAUAUUUUAUAUCGUAC